Molecule: messenger RNA, 1477 nt
Organism: Dalotia coriaria
Lineage: Eukaryota; Metazoa; Arthropoda; Insecta; Coleoptera; Staphylinidae
Exons: 2
Coding region: 136-1305 (389 amino acids)
Source: RefSeq, a predicted model, not a curated record
UAUUGAAGAGAAGAACCAAAAACGACGGUUAUUUUCUCAAACAGAUUCAGCUGCGCGCAUUUAUCAACACACAUCGUUUCAGCUGUCCAUGAAACACUUCGUUGGCAUUAAUAAACGUGAAACACUAAUUCUACGAUGGGUAUCACCGGAAGUAAAGUGGCUCAAGAGGAUAAAGAAGAUGUAACGGCUGGUAGUGUGCCCACAACGCCGAUUUUAACCCCGAAAGUCAAAAAAACCGUUGAGGAACUUGUUGAUCCGCGGUCACCGAGCUGCAGCAUCCUUCGUACACCAAUUACUUCUGCAAGUCCACUUACACCAGAAGCAAACACAUGUGACACAUUCAACAUAAAUUCUCCAGUGUUAAUCAAAAACCUAGAGGAUCCAAGAUCUCCAACAUGUGCUUUCACAAGAACACCCAUCACUGCUGUAGAUGAUACAAUAGACUUGCUUAAAAGAGUACAAAUAAGAAACUUGCAAAACAUCAAAAAAGUCAUCAGUGAUAUGCCAAGUCAAAUUCCACCAAAACUACUUGAAAGUAGCCCAAUUCACAGAAAACCCGAUGAAAACAGGCGAAAAUCAUUUGUUGGAUUGCUUGAGACCAACCUGGACUAUGUAGAGACUGAUUUAGAUGCUGUUAUUAUGAGUAAAUCAUCUCCAAGUCAAAAUCAAAUCAAAAGUGUUUCUCCCAGUAAAGCUGAACUUAAAGCGAAAUUUCUGGAGAGUGUUGAACCAGAAAUUGAACCAAUUACAUCUACACCAGUACAGAAUGAUAAAUCAGAUGAUGACAACGUUCUAGACACAAUAAAAACCGAUAUUGUGGAUGAUGAUGGAUUAAUUACACAAAAAGAUACAAUUUCCACAGUUCAGGAAGCAGCAGCACCUGAAAUAAUCAAUGCAACACCUAAAAAGAUACAAAUUGAAGUGGAAUCUGAACCUAUCACUGCAACAGUACAAGAAUUUGAAAAGAAAGUCAAUCAUCUGAUUUACACUGAAGAGGAACACAUCAUAAGUACACCUCCUGUCAAUAAACAUGCUGCAUUACAGGCAAAGACGGCUUCCAACCGAACACCUCUAGGUACCAGAAACGGUAACAACGCAACAAAUGACGCCAAGGUAUUUGCCAAAAACAAGCCGAAACUUCGCGUUAGUGAUAAACCGCGUCGCGCGGAUUAUGCAGUAAGUAAAAUCCCCGUUUUUAGUAGUAAGAAUAAAGCAGAGUGUGAAAAUACUCCGCCGCGGAAUAUGCUUGAUGCGCGUAAAACACGACGCGCUCAAUGGGAUAGCGAUAAUACUCUAAUUAUUUAAAUUUAUAUUGACUUUCACAUGUUUUGUGUGCGUUUUUUCCUUCUAAUAUUACUAGUUAAUUGUAAUUUAUUGUUUAGUGCUUAAUACGCGGGACUUGACUAGAAUAUUUGUUAAUAAUUCUGUAAUAAAUUUUAAUGACAAGGAAAUGUUCUUGGAAGACAUUUAAUUUAAA